Lactuca virosa is the source of this 1770-nucleotide messenger RNA. Lineage: Eukaryota; Viridiplantae; Streptophyta; Magnoliopsida; Asterales; Asteraceae. The record is from the annotation of a GenBank genome assembly.
AUGUUACCGGAAAAAUCUGUUAAUUCAUCAUGGGUUUUCCGGUCUACGAUACAGUGGUCUUUUAGGGUUUUGAUGUUUGCUGUUGUUGUUGGAUUAAUGAUCUUCUGGGGUAUCGAUGGCUUCGAUGUUAGUGAUUUCCACAAAGAUUUUGUUAUGAAGUUGGAUGUUAAUCUUGGGAAAGGUCUAAAGACUUUGAACUACACUAACCGUGCAGAUUCAGAUUCGGCACCCACACCAACACCCCCUUUGGAUGUCAAUUUGACUAAUCCGGCUGAAGCUCACCAAGAUUCACCGGCAAAUGUCAUCGGAAAACCAAAACCGGUGAGUUUGGAGUGGGUUUCGGCUGAGCUAGACUCCAACUACUCGUCGAACCUACUGGUACGGUGGAUGGCACCCGGCGGCGAGCCAUGUAAAGAUUCAAGCACAGAGGGUAUAUUGAUCCAGGGUUUGGAUGAUAAUAAUAAGAUCGAGUUAUCUUCUGGGGACAUCCACACUUAUGUAAUCCAAACAUUGGAUGGUUCCGGUAAACCGCGUUGUUUAGGUGGUGAUUAUUUCGAAACCGAUCUCUCGGGUGACACCUGGAAAUCUCGUCCCCCAAUCAAGGAUUUUGGUGAUGGUAGAUACUCAUUUUCUCUCCAAGUUCAUCCCGAGUUUGUCGGUGACUAUAAUCUCACAAUAGUUCUAUUGUUUAGACACUACCAGGGCUUGAAAUUCUCGCCGGAGCGAUUCGCAGUUGAUAAGGUUCUUAGAAUAAUUCCGAUUAGUUUCAAGAACAACUCAACCACGUCCGGUCAGUUGCCCGAUUUAAGAGUAUGUAACAAAAAGUCUGAUUACGCGAGGGAUGUCUGGGCAGGUCGCUGGACCCGACACGGGAAGAACGAUAAGUGUGAGAUCAGCAACGACGGCCGGUACCGGUGCCUCGACUACAACUACCCGUGUCAGAAUCCAUGGUGCCACGGACAUCUGGGAUCCAUCGAGAGCAACGGCUGGGUCUAUUCGACCCAUUGUUCAUUCAAGCUGUUUGAUUCCAAAUCAGCUUGGAAUUGUUUAAAUAAUCGUUGGCUCUUCUUCUGGGGCGAUUCGAAUCACUGUGAUACGAUUCGGAACAUGCUUAAUUUCGUCUUGAAUCUGGAAAUGGCGACUGUUCCACGGCUGUUCGAUAUGAACAUUACAAACCCUAAUAACAAGAUACAGUCGCUUCGGAUCACCAGCGUUUUCAAUGGUCACUAUAACCAUACCGGGAACUAUCAGGGCCUGAAUUCGCUCUACAAUGAUGCUUACAGAGACUACCUGAAGCAGUAUUUUUCCGGCGACAUUGUUCCCGACACAUUAAUCAUGAAUUCCGGGUUACACGAUGGGGUUUAUUGGCCUAACUUGAGAAGAUUCACAAAGGGUGCUCAGGAUGCUGCUUCAUUUUGGGCGGAGGUUCUUGACGGGGUGAGGCGGAGAAAUAUUGUGGGACCGGAGGUUAUAUACAGGACCACCGUGGCUACCGGUGGAUAUGCACGGAGAUUGGUGUUCAAUCCAAACAAAAUGGAAGCUUUCAACGGUGUUUUUCUGGACAAGCUGAGGCAGUUUGGAGUGAUUGAUCAUGUGGUGGAUCAUUUCGACAUGACUUAUCCUUGGCAUUAUGAUAAUCGGUGCAAUGAUGGCGUACAUUACGGCAGAGCUCCGGCGAAGAUGCGGUGGAGGGACGGUGAGAUUGGGCACCAAUAUUUUGUUGACCUGAUGCUGUGUCAUGUGCUGCUGAAUUUACUGUGCGCAAGAUAG